AGUCACGUUAAAUAAAAAAUGCGCGUAGCGUCGUAGUGUUAUCGCAGCUUGUGCUUAUCAGAAAAGUCAGCGCUCAGACAGCAUGUCUCCUCUAACGCGCGAAAACCACCCGACAACAUGGAACUGAUACGACAUGUGAAAGCCGUCAAGCGAACGCGGAUAUGCCCUGCUCUGCUUUAGUUCCCUUGUUUAUCUGCUGUGCACAUGGUGUAAAUGGGCCAUUAGCAUGUGACAACAGCCAAGCGUUCAUCAGAGAGCGCAGAGCUAUCACGAAUGACGGGAACUUUUCGCGCCCUGAAUUGACAGCCAUUGUGUGAUGCUUGUACUCGUGAGUGGUCGGGCUCCGGUUGCCCGUUGAGUAUGCCGUAAUUCAAGAUGGACGGAGACCCAGUGUAAACAUUACGACAGUUCCUUGAGUUGUUUAUUCAAGGUUAUUACAUUCUUGUAUCGGCUUGCCCCCCGAGAUUAAGAACUGCCACAAAUAGACAGCAAGUCGCCUCAACGCCACAAAAACCCGAGCCAUUCGCAAGAGCUGCCGUGAUUGCAUGGGAAGACUGAAGACGUUCCCUUGUUUACUGUAAGCAGCUUUUGGUUUAGCCUUAAGCAAGCUCGGACUUCCGUUAACAAUGGCAGAGGGACGAGAAGUUCCAAUCUGAUAAGACAACUAUGAAGGGCAAGUUAAUUACUCGGGAGAGGGAAACCUUAACCAGAGCAGUCUCGACUGCCAAGAUCUAAGAGAUUAUUACGACAUUCUUCUAGCCCAAACUUCGCGUCGACACAUUCAAACGGAGAACGCGUACAGCACGACAGUCUUGGAAGACCUCCUGAAAGCAAAGUGGUCAAAAGGCUUCCUUAGCCCUCUCGACAUACGAAACAAAACAAACAGGUUACGACAGUAAGGUACAUAGAGAGCGGAGAGCACUCGUUGCUAAAUGGAGGGCAGCGAGGAUGGUGGAAUUGUUAGCUCGUCCUUGAAUGGGACGAGUCUAGCGUACACAGUGUCGGCGAAUGAGGAGGGGAUGCCGGACUAUGCCACGGCAGAGAUUACUCUACCGCUGUACACGAUCUUCAUGCUCGUACUCUAUACCGUCAUAUUCAUCAUCGGCUUUUUCGGCAACUGCAUCGUGAUCUACGGAGUAAUGCAGCAAGGAGCUAACAAGACAACCAGCAGUUUCUUCAUAGCGAAUCUAGCAUUAAGUGAUCUUGCCGUACUGGUGCUAAGUUUGCCUGUUGGGUUAUUACAGGAAUUAGCUUCCUGGCCGUUUGGUGAAAUGGCCUGUAAAAUAUUCUUUCCGCUGGGGGACGUUUUUCUCAUGGUUUCUAUUAUGACUCUGACAAUCAUAAGUCUUGAUCGACUUCGCGCUGUUGUUACACCAAAAAAACGCUUUACAAAAGGCCAGGCCAAAGUGGCGAUUAUAGUCAUUUGGCUUCUAUCCUAUCUCAUCUGUGGCCUUCCAAUGUCUUUCUUACUAAAGCUUAUUACGUUAGAAACAGGCGUGAAGAUUUGCUACCCGUACUGGCCUAACACACUGCAUCGGAGAGUGCACAUGAUGGCAAUAAGUCUACUCGUGACUAUUCCGCUGUUCAUUAUCGCGUACUCGUACAGCAUGAUUGUUUCCACGCUCUGGAAGGUACGCAUCAUACAUAAGAACGUUAUAGGGCUGAACAAGGAAUCGUUCGCUCGCCUCAAGCAGAAGCGAAAACUGGUUAAGAUGUUGAUCGUCAUUAUCAUCGCGUUCACUGUCUGCUCGAUGCCGUAUCUGAUCUACGGGCUGUACCUAGAGUUCGCGCAGAAAGAGAGAGAUAAACAAGUAGAGAUCAGUCUAGUUGUUCUCAUUUCUCUAUUGUACACCAACAGUGCCGUCAACCCUUUGAUUCUGUGCGCAAUGAGCAAGGACUAUCGAAAGGGUUUGAGGCCGUGUAAAUGCUAGCCACAGUUUAAUGUUUACCCGUGGUUGUGUUACUCUCGUCUUUCAGCCACGCGUCUCAUGUUACGCCCAGGCUAUAUCACAAAAGACAGCCUUGUGCGGCAUAUACCGCUUACUUCAAACGCACAGAUAAUUCAAAUUAAAUCGAAACUAUUAGUUAGGUUAAUAUUUUUCGAACAGAGUUUGUACAUAAUAUAUUUGAUAUUUGAAGAGGAGUCAGCGCUAUUUGCUAAAAGCUGGGAUAAUUGUUUGAAUUGUAUAUAAAAUAUGGGACACAGAUUGCUCACAUGGGAGCCUUCAUUUUCUCUGUACUAAAACUGUAAAUAAAUUGCAGCUGUUUAGGUAGUUACUCGGAGAUUCGCUUGAUCUCGUGAUGAAAGAAUAAAUGAAAAUGGAACUGAUUUGUUACUGUUCUUUGCUGUACAGCGAAAAAUGAAUAAAUUGUGUAUUUUUCGAGAGAGAUUUUGAAGUGAAUAAAACAUAAGAAAACCAAA
This is a messenger RNA of Nematostella vectensis (starlet sea anemone), 2422 nucleotides long. RefSeq names its product neuromedin-K receptor. The record is from RefSeq and is a predicted model, not a curated record. Gene Ontology annotation, cellular component: membrane. NCBI's taxonomy places the organism in Eukaryota, Metazoa, Cnidaria, Anthozoa, Actiniaria, Edwardsiidae. The transcript has a single exon. Gene Ontology annotation, molecular function: G protein-coupled receptor activity. The coding region runs from base 933 to 1931 and encodes 332 amino acids. Gene Ontology annotation, biological process: G protein-coupled receptor signaling pathway.